Messenger RNA from Dothidotthia symphoricarpi CBS 119687, 1731 nucleotides. RefSeq lists its product as uncharacterized. The record is from RefSeq and is a predicted model, not a curated record. Gene Ontology annotation, molecular function: UDP-N-acetylglucosamine-lysosomal-enzyme N-acetylglucosaminephosphotransferase activity. The transcript has 3 exons. Gene Ontology annotation, cellular component: Golgi apparatus. Bases 1 to 1731 code for a protein of 576 amino acids. NCBI's taxonomy places the organism in Eukaryota, Fungi, Ascomycota, Dothideomycetes, Pleosporales, Dothidotthiaceae. Gene Ontology annotation, biological process: N-glycan processing to lysosome; carbohydrate phosphorylation.
AUGACGGCUUGGUCAGAGCACUAUGUGUUUCCCACUGAGGAUGGCUGCGAAGCCACUAAACAAAAGGCAGGUGCACUUCCGGAUCUACUCAUUUUUCCCUUCGAGGAUUCAAUCAAGGAUGUGAUUCUGGAAGGCUGGGAGGAUGACUGGAUUUCAAAGGCUCGAUACACAGGCCCAAAGCUCCAAGAGCCCAAAAUCGACUUUGUCUACAACUGGAUAAAUGGAUCACAACAGGAACUGGUUGAUACCAUGCACCCUUACGAGGUCAACUCUACCUUGAAUGAUGAUGAAGGUAUCUGGGUCGCCUCGCAUGGUUUAAAUCGGUAUCGUGAAUGGGACGAAUUGCGUUACUCUAUGCGCAGUGUUCAAAAGUAUGCUGGCUCCUUCACGAAUCGUAUCCAGAUACUUGUGAACGCUUUCCAAAAGCCAAAAGCCAAUGGCAAGGCAAGCACGGUGGGAAAACAGCGUCCCCUCUGGCUCAAAGACGACGUCGAACAGGUCCAGGUCCUGUCUCAGGAGCAGUUUUUUGGACCCGAUGAGAAGAAAUGUCUACCUACCUAUGACUCUCUAACCAUCGAAAAUCAAUUGUACAACACCAAGUCAGAAACAGAUAGGCUUUUCGCGCUUUCUGAUGACAUGAUCCUUGGUAAACCGCAUGCUGCAUCUGAUCUUUACUCCCCUCUGUUUGGGCCUACACUAGGCUUCAAGGACAACGCAUACAACACGCUACAGCCGCCCUCGGAAGUGGACGCAUUACGAUUCGGCGAAAAGCCCUUCCUUAUCUAUACCUCAUGGUUGCUUAAUCGGCGUUUUGGCGCUCGCAAGCGGAAGGGUCAGGUACAUUUCGGCCACUCGCUCUCUCGUAGCAUCGCUCGAGAGGCUAUCUCCAGUUUUCCUCGGCCUGCAUUGCUUAGUGCUACUCAACGCUUUCGCGGCGAAACCGGGUUCCAGCUUUACUCGUGGUAUGUCAUGUUUCACUACACCAUGGAACGUCACCGCGAAGCGCUUCUAUGGAGCUACCUCAUGCUACGAUCUGAUAAGAAUGAGGAUGGCUACCUGUCCUGGCCUGAGCGCAAAGUUAUCCUUGGCCAUCUCGUCGAAGGUAUGAGUAACGAGUCACCCGAAGUAUACCGACGUCGUGAAUACUACCGAGUAAGCGAUCAUCUCGAAGAGGCGGGUCUCGAGCCUCCAAAGGUCAAUACAGAUAUCUUAUGGACAAGCCUAGACGGACCGGUGAUGAUCAAGGAUCUCGACUGCGAUGCUUUUGACACUGAAGACUGUCUCGCGCCGGGCUUCUCUAUGGCGUCGGCCGAUGCUCAAGCCCGCAGCCCCGUUUUCUCAUCUGCCGCAAUCUUUAAUCGAGUGGCCCGCGAAUCUCCUCGCUGUGGGGACUGUCUUAUCAAAUUGCUCCUUAACCGACAACGCGCAGGCCUCGCUCCUUUGCUUCCCUUAGCCAAGAAGCCUAAGCAGCGAGAGACGGUUAUCAAAGCGCUCAUGAAGUACCAGUAUACUGUUGUAGCACCAGAUGCAUCGUUUUACAUGGUUACGGAUGCAGAGCAGGCGAAACAUACCCUCCUUAAACCCUAUCUCAAGCGUGGCAGGCAGACGGGGCAGAUUUGCUUGAAUGAUGAUGUAGUCACUCAAGAUAGAGGAGAACUUGAUGCACUUCGAGAUGUCAUGCUCCAGCUGUUUGAAGGGUUAUUGCCCGAGCCAAGUACCUUUGAGAAAUAG